This is a messenger RNA of Acanthoscelides obtectus, 642 nucleotides long. The record is from the annotation of a GenBank genome assembly. NCBI's taxonomy places the organism in Eukaryota, Metazoa, Arthropoda, Insecta, Coleoptera, Chrysomelidae.
CGUACUCGUAGUUGCGUUUGUUGUUUAGGUAAGGGAUGUCGAGAUCUCUGUGAAGUGAUUCAGCGCAAGAUCAUGUUCUGCAAAACCUAUAGACUACGCAAUUGUCAAGGCUGUCAACUGACCAUCGAAUGUCAAGCACAGGUAUCAAACAAAUUGUCAAAGUGAGGUUUCAGGCACGUAUAUUCAAGAGUUGGAGGUGUUAACUUCGCUCGUUAUAAGAUAGGGUUUGGGAUUCAAAAAUUGGGAAUGAUACCAAGCUCACAGACUUCCUGAGGCAAGUGUAAUCCAACAUGCAGAAUAUAUCUGUGAGAAUUGUCCUAGUGUUGAACAGUGAAAAAUGAAGGCACUAUUUUACAGAAACGCAUUUGACUCCUUGUUGGAGGUAUUUUCAUUAAGAACCUGGUUAUUAUUCGUACUAGGUUACUUCUUCCUAGUUUUUCUGGUAUUUUGUGCCAGUUGUAUCAAGGAUCUGGCAGCCAUAUACAUGGACUUAAUUUGUAGAGACGAAUACGACACCACGAUCAAACUUUUGAAGACCAAAAGUAGCCGUUCUAAACGACUCCAAAGCCGACGAAAUAAAGUGCUUAGUCAAUGAGUAUUUGCUGUUUUCAUUACAAUUUAAGCCUUAUUAACUAUAUCGGC